AUGAACAAAUUUUUCGAAAUUGAAGAAUCAGGAUUUGAAAUUUUGGACUCUUUUGAACAAGACAAUGAUUUUGUUGGACAUCGGCAAUUAUUUACUAAAGCACCAGCAUUACAUUGGACAAAUUAUCCACGCGAAUCAGAUGUCCAAGUUACGUUUAAAUUUACGUUCCCAAAGGGAACAAUCCCCGAAUGGAUAUUUAGAGAUUGGAUUAAAAUGGCGAAAGAACAAGUUGAAUGGAAUUAUAUAUACGAGUGGAACAAUGGGGUUUUGCUACGAGCUGACGAACUUGUGAAAAUCACCCUAAUUCGUCUUCAAGGAGAACCUAAUAUUAUUGAACUUUCUGGGAGAAUAGACACAGAAGAGGCUGCCGAAGAAGAAUUACAAGAGAGAAGGGACAGCAAUGAACAACAAAUUGAAGAUGGUCUUGAUUGUAGUCCACCCUCUUGUCCAUUAAAGAGAGUUUGGCCUUUUUUGGUGCAAAUUUUUCAGCCUUUGCUUUCUGGCAUUGAUAGCUACAGAACACUUCCAUUUAAUCUAAGCCUUAUGUUUAUUGGCGAGUGCUUCUUUACCUGCCCAGAAGGUGCGCAAAAAUUAACUGCUCGUUCUCUGGAUGCUAUCCAAACCUUAAGUUCUAUUCAAAGAAUUAAAAAUGUCCGGUUUAAAGCUGAUCAGGAUCAGAUUUAUUCUCUCAAUUUGGAUCAAUGCUUUCCAGACUUUCGACCUACCAAAAUGACUGACUUUUCACCAGCUAAUUACCCUCUAACAUUGAAACAGCAACAAAAUUAUUCACAAACUAAAGGCAACACUAGUCCCCUCUCUCCCCUAUUAUAUUCCUCUUCCUCAACUUCUGAUGAACCGGCAACGUCCGCUACUUCCCUGGGGGAUUCCCGCGUACAAUCACCACGAACUGUGACAGAGAAAAAACGUGUGGAUCGCUCCCCGUCUUGUGUUCCUUCAUUUGAUUCAAAAACUGAACAGAUUUGUUCCUCUCCCUCACCUUCUCCACAGCCUCAGCAUUGUUUGAAUGUGGAGGGAAGUGGAUACAAGUAA
Messenger RNA from Meloidogyne enterolobii, 1050 nucleotides. NCBI's taxonomy places the organism in Eukaryota, Metazoa, Nematoda, Chromadorea, Rhabditida, Meloidogynidae. The record is from the annotation of a GenBank genome assembly.